AUGGAACAAUGGAAUCACACCACCACUGGUUUCUUCUUACUGGGGCUCUUUCCCCCAACAAAAACUGGCCUGCUCCUCUUCCUCCUGGUUGUCCUCAUCUUCCUAAUUGCCUUCCUGGGUAACUCAACCAUGAUUCUCCUCAUCUGGCUGGAUCACCACCUCCACACCCCCAUGUACUUCCUGCUCAGUCAGCUCUCCCUCAUGGAUCUCAUAUAUAUUUGCAGUACAGUUCCCAAGAUGGCUGUCAACUUCCUUUCUGGGGACAAUUCCAUUUCUUUGGUGGCUUGUGGAUUUCAAAGUUUCUGUUUUUUACUCAUAGCUGGUGGUGAAGGGUUACUCUUGGCAUCCAUGGCCAUUGACCGUUAUGUGGCCAUCUGCCGCCCCCUCCAUUAUUCUAUUCUCAUGAACAAGAGAAUGUGUUUGCUGAUGAUUGCUAUGUCUUGGGUCAUUUCAUGCAUCAAUUCCAUUUGCCACACAGUAUAUGCACUCUGUAUGCCCUAUUGCAAAUCCAGAAUCAUUAACCAUUUCUUUUGCGAUAUCCCAGCCAUGUUGCCUCUAGCCUGCAUGGAUACCUCGGCCUAUGAAUACACGGUAUUCUUCAGCACAAACCUGUUUCUUUCAGUCCCUUUCAGCUGUAUCAUGGUUUCUUAUGGUCAGGUUCUCUAUGCAGUCCACCACAUGCGCUCAGCACAGGGGAAGAAGAAAGCUUUCACCACCUGUUCCACCCACCUGAUUGUGGUGGCAUUCUAUUGUGUCCCAUUUGCAUAUACAUAUCUGAGGCCCCCAUCUUUGCAUUCCCCAGAAGAGGAUAAAAACUUGGCUGUUGUCUACACUAUUCUCACCCCUAUGCUUAACCCCAUCAUUUAUAGCCUGAGGAAUAAAGAGGUUCUGGGGGCCUUCCAGAGAGUCCUUGGGAGAUCCUUAUCCCAAAAAGAGUAG
Messenger RNA from Trichosurus vulpecula (common brushtail), 939 nucleotides. Its product is annotated as olfactory receptor 2L3-like. Lineage: Eukaryota; Metazoa; Chordata; Mammalia; Diprotodontia; Phalangeridae. Gene Ontology annotation, cellular component: membrane. The coding region runs from base 1 to 939 and encodes 312 amino acids. Gene Ontology annotation, biological process: G protein-coupled receptor signaling pathway. The transcript has a single exon. The record is from RefSeq and is a predicted model, not a curated record. Gene Ontology annotation, molecular function: olfactory receptor activity; G protein-coupled receptor activity.